Messenger RNA from Xenia sp. Carnegie-2017, 982 nucleotides. Its product is annotated as oligoribonuclease, mitochondrial-like. NCBI's taxonomy places the organism in Eukaryota, Metazoa, Cnidaria, Anthozoa, Malacalcyonacea, Xeniidae. Bases 4 to 702 code for a protein of 232 amino acids. Gene Ontology annotation, cellular component: mitochondrion. The transcript is spliced from 7 exons. The record is from RefSeq and is a predicted model, not a curated record. Gene Ontology annotation, molecular function: 3'-5'-RNA exonuclease activity; nucleic acid binding.
UCGAUGUUUACCGAAGAUGACUUGACACAUUUCAUAAUGCUUAGGUUGUUAUUCUCUUUUUCUAACCUAAAUACUAUCCGGUCAUUUUCUCAAAAACAUUUGAAACAAGUUCGAAAAUUCUAUGCUUUAAGAAAAUACCACAGCGGUAAUAUGGAAAGUUUUUCAAAUGAAACUCGAUUGGUAUGGGUUGACCUUGAGAUGUCAGGAUUGGAUGAUUCAAAGGAUCAAAUUCUGGAAAUUGCAUGUUUAAUUACAGAUACUGAUCUUAAUCUUAUAGCUGAGGGACCAGAUAUCAUAAUUCAUCAACCUGAUUCAGUUCUUGAUUCGAUGAAUGAGUGGUGUAAAAGUCAUCAUGGAGAGUCAGGAUUAACCCAGGCAGUAAAGGAGUCAACAACAAGUUUAAAACAAGCUGAAGACAGAAUAAUUGAAUUCAUCACAACCCAUACAAAACCAAAUAAAUCACUUCUAGCUGGAAACUCAGUUCAUGUGGAUAAAUUGUUCCUAUCUAGAUUUAUGCCACAAGUUAUUGAGCAUCUUCAUUAUAGAAUUGUUGAUGUCAGCACAGUCAAAGAGCUUUGCAAAUAUUGGUAUCCAAAGGCAUACCACAGAGUUCCGAAUAAAUCUCAAACUCACAGAGCUCUACAAGACAUCAAGGAAAGUCUACAAGAAUUAAAGUUCUACAAAUCAACAAUCUUUAAAUGAUGAUCAAUACUAUUUUUUAUUUUUGUACUUAUGCUCUGGCUUCAAUAAUCAAUAUAUUUGUGACAAGAAUUAUAUCAAUUUGUUUCAAAGGUUCAUCAAAAAGUCUUGAAUGUUUGGACAUUAACGAGAUGAUGUAGCAACACAAACAAUUCUACUUUGAACAUUUGAUUGAUGUUUAUUAAAAAGUCUUGAAUGUUUGGACAUUAACGAGAUGAUGUAGCAACACAAACAAUUCUACUUCGAACAUUUGAUUGAUGUUUAUUAAAACAACGAAAACAAA